UGGUAGAGAGACAUUAUUAAAAAUUGUGCCGACUAAGCGUUGAAAAUAAUGAAGAGAGAGAAUAGACCAAAUCUGUUAACAACAAAUAAUGUCAACUUUUGCAAACGACAAAAAGCAACUUCUGUUUUAAGAAAUCACCCAGACAUAUAUAUGUAUAACAUGGGAGUAAAAGUUGCCGCUGUAUACCUGGUUCUGAUCAUUUGCACAUUCCAAGAUGUUGAAGUAAAAAGUAUGAGAGUGUCAAGACAAGUUACUUCUGAUUUUCAAAGCCAAGUUACAAACAGCGUGAACGCAAGUGAUAAUUCUUUAGCGGAGAACGUUGGACAAGAGAUUGAUGGUACAAUAUUUAACUUACAGCUAUGCCCUACUUGUUCUGGACAAUCUAAGUCUUAACAUCUAAACUGCCCGAAUUUGAAAUAACGAUAAAUAUCAAUCAGUCCUGGAAAAUUGUUGUUAUUAACAUUUAAUACAUUUGAAUAGCAUUACAA
Molecule: messenger RNA, 488 nt
Organism: Papilio xuthus (Asian swallowtail)
Lineage: Eukaryota; Metazoa; Arthropoda; Insecta; Lepidoptera; Papilionidae
Exons: 3
Coding region: 49-393 (114 amino acids)
Source: RefSeq, a predicted model, not a curated record